GCGGCGGCGGCGGGAGCGGCGGGAGGGGGCGGCAACGGCGGCACCGAGGUCAUCCAGGUGACCAAUGUCUCCCCGAGCGCCAGCUCCGAACAGAUGCGGACCCUCUUCGGUUUCCUGGGCAAGAUCGACGAACUGCGGCUCUUCCCGCCCGACGAUUCACCACUGCCAGUCUCCUCACGUGUCUGUUUCGUUAAGUUCCAUGAUCCAGACUCCGCAGUUGUGGCACAGCACCUGACAAACACUGUAUUCGUCGACAGAGCUUUGAUAGUCGUACCGUAUGCAGAAGUGGAGAAGGCAAAUGCAAAGCCCUUCCAGAUGACUGAAAAACAGUGGGUCCUCUGCAGCUACAGGGGAUUCUAGACAUUAACUAAAGGCCAGCAAGCACUCAAGUCCCCCAAGGGUUUUCCUGGUGUAACCACUCGUUAACUACCUUUUCUCUCUUUUUACAUUUUAGGCUGUUAAAGUAAUUUGGCAGGAAAAAAAAAAAUGAGCAGGCUUUUGGGAUUAAAUUUUUCAGUAACACCGACAGGCCAGCAAUUUUACAGACCCGUAAAACUUUGAGAUGCACUUUAGAGGAAUUCCAAAUGUACUGUUACUCGAUCUAUCGAAUCGUAUUGCAGGUCAUGAUUAAGAAAUUAAGUAGAGUAAGUAGAGUUAUAUAAAAUUUAAAUGACUAGUGAAUGCUUAUGUGGUCUGAACACGUCGGACUUCUGACGAGCUUCUCUCAGGACCUUUAUUCUUGAUCUCUCUGUGCCUAUUCCUACCCUCUGGUGUUUCCGACUUAAAUUUGCACCGUGACUUGUGAUGUCACGGGUAACGUGCCCUCCUUCUGAAAACUUUGGAAAAUUGCUUUGACUAGGAAAUACUUUCUGAUCAUUGGUUAAAACAUGCUAGAGUAACAGUACAUCUGUCUCAAUAGCAUUGAAGGGUUUAAGCCCAGUUGUAAGGAUUAAGGGGGGAAAAAAGUCACAUUUGGGUUUGCCUUUGGUUAAGCGAUUUUGUUUCUGUCAGCGUGCAUGUUAGAGGAGAAACCCGACCUUAAGGGAGAUCUGGCCAUUUUAAAUUCAGAAUGAGACCAGUCCAGAUGUUAAAGGACCUUAGUCUCGGUACGCAUCACGAGUGACGUGCCAGUCAUGUGGAUGGUGUAACGAUUUCAUUUUUUUAGUGAGUCAGUUAAGAGAACCUUGUUGGCUAAGCACUACAGUACAGUUCCCGAACUCCGAACGUGAUACGGCACCUCACAAUGUAACGUCUGAUUCUCGCUUGAUAUCACGUUACGUUGUUGCACGGUUGUGGAAUUUUUUUUUUCCAAGUGAAGGGUCUCUCGGAACCUGGGAUUCCUUUAGAAAAAUCACGAACUCAGCCGCCUAAACGUCUACGCUGAUGUGCUGUAUCACCCACUAACUAAUCACGUCGCUGCCCAGAAACUCAUUCCCUGUCUCCCAGUCCCACUUGUAUGUUUAACUCUUACACUUUGGUGUUUGGCUGUGGCCCCGUUAUAGAACUAUACCGAGCAAGUUUACGGUAAGGCCUAGUGGUAACUGGGAAAGUUGUGAUAUUCCUAGAUUUGGAAGGAACUCUAAUAUGAAUGGAUUUGGGGGUUAUUCCUUGGUUAAUGUUUGUUUCUUUUGUCUGUUUCUUUUUCUUUCAUUUCUACACAUUCAUGCAGUAUUUCAUGGUUCUAUCAAAGCAGCAGUAAAAAAAAAACUCUUGACGCAUGAAAAUUAACUGUUCUUUUCCCUGGUUCAGCCUGAACUAUAUACCAGGCCCUGCUGAAAAUACCACCCAACAGUUUUCUUCUGCAGCUUAUCCAGUUUCUCUUAAGUGCCCUGUACAUAUUGUAUGUUUUAUGAUGAGAUGCAGUUUCUUAAUAUGUAUUACAGAGAUACUUCUGGUAUUUGAAAAUAUGUAGUUAAA
Molecule: messenger RNA, 1917 nt
Organism: Ornithorhynchus anatinus (platypus)
Lineage: Eukaryota; Metazoa; Chordata; Mammalia; Monotremata; Ornithorhynchidae
Product: serine/arginine-rich splicing factor 11-like
Exons: 4
Coding region: 94-360 (88 amino acids)
Cellular component (GO): nucleoplasm
Molecular function (GO): RNA binding
Source: RefSeq, a predicted model, not a curated record